Molecule: messenger RNA, 1924 nt
Organism: Planococcus citri (citrus mealybug)
Lineage: Eukaryota; Metazoa; Arthropoda; Insecta; Hemiptera; Pseudococcidae
Product: protein croquemort-like
Exons: 9
Coding region: 321-1778 (485 amino acids)
Cellular component (GO): membrane; cytoplasm
Molecular function (GO): scavenger receptor activity
Source: RefSeq, a predicted model, not a curated record
UUGCUAUACACCAAGUACCUACCAGACUGUAUCAGUUGAUCUUCGCUCAAAGAUCUUUCGUAGGUACGUCGUAUAUUUUUUAUUUUUAUAUGUGCGAUUCGUUCUCAUCUCGUGAUAAACACACUAGAAUGAUUUUCUAUACUGACAGAUGAAUAUAACUUUCCAAUCACGAAUGAUCGGUCGGUUACAAUAGACGUAGAUUUUAUAUGCUCAAUUGUGGACGUACGAAGAUGAUUACAAUUGUUGCACUUCAUUAUUGAUGAAAAACAACAAAUUCAAACGGAAGAAGAGGUCAACUUUGGAAGAUUUUUUAAAUCAAAAUGGCGAGAAAUAUUAAAAUUAUUCUGUACGUAUGUGGAAGUGCUCUCUGUGUUAUAGGAUUUAUACUGAUCUUAAUUUGGAAACCAGUGUUCGAUUACCUUCUAGUCAAAAAUAUUGCUCUAACUAAUGGCUCUCUAACAGAACAAACGUGGAUUCAAAAUUCAGUUCCAAUAUAUUUCAAAGUUUACAUGUUCAAUUGGUCUAAUCCAGAGGAAACGUUGAACGAAAAUAAAAAGCCCAAUUUCGUUGAAAUGGGACCCUACACAUUCAAAUUUUUGCAAGUGAAAUCGAACAUCGUUUGGAAUGAAAAUAGUACUUUGACAUUCAAUUCUGAUCGAAUUUGGACAUUUGUCCCAGAAAUGUCUAAUGGCAACCUUUCUGAUCUCGUUACCAACAUUAACGCAGUAGCUAUGACAAUUGGUGAUCGAGCUAAAGAUUGGAUCAAAAUAGGAAAAAUUGCUGUAAACGAAGCUUUGGAAGUGCUCGAAGGAAAAAUUUACGUCACGAAAACAGUCGAAGACCUACUUUUUGAUGGAUACCAAGACAGAUUGUUAAAUAUCGCGAAUUAUAUAAAACCCAAAAUCCCUUUCGAUAUUGGCUAUCUACCUGAAAAAUUCGGAUGGUAUUUCAAGAAAAAUGUAUCAGAAAUCGACGUAUUUAAUAUUCACACCGGUACCGAUAAUAUCAAUCUACUGGGUAAAGUGAAUUCGUGGAAUUAUUCGACUCAAUGUGGCGUUUACAGCGAUAGCUGCGAUCGAGUAAGAGGAUCAUUGGGGGAUCUAUGGCCAAUGAAUAUCAGUGCAGAAAAUACAGCUUCCAUAUUUGUAUCAGAUUUUUGCGGGGCUUUCGAUUUAAUCAAAGUAGGUAACACAGAAAGAUUGUACAACGUGGCCGGAGUACGUUUUAUCGGUACCGAAAGAACUUUCGAUAAUGGAACCAGGUUCCCAGAAAACCUUUGUUAUUGCAAAAAUUACCAAUGCCAGUACUUAUCAGGAAUCAGAGAUGUGUCUGAUUGCGUUCAUGCACCUAUUCGUAUUUCAUUUCCUCAUUUUUACUUGGCUGAUGAGAGUUAUAGACAGAAUGUCAGUGGUAUGGAUCCUGUGCUUGAAAAGCAUCAGUUUUCUGUCACUUUGCAAAAAGAUUCUGGAAUACCAAUGGAGAUUUUUGCUCGAUUACAGAUCAACGUCGACGUUCAACCUUAUCCAGGAAUAGCUUUCUUUUCUCGUUUGCCAAAAGCAAUGUUCCCAACAGUAUGGUUUGAAGAACACGCCGAAUUGCCUAACGACCUAAGAGGCAAACUGAAUUUACUUUUCACACAACUUCCGGGUUGGUUACCAGUUUCUGCAUUUGUUUUGAUGACUCUCGGCGCCAUUAUUAUUACCAUCGGAUGUAUAAGUUCACGAUUUUAUCGUCAGAAUUCCGACUCCGAAGUUCCCUACACCACUCAGACUGAAUAGCUGAUAAAAAGCUUAUCAUUUUAUGUAAUAUAGAUGUAGAACUCAAUACCUACCUAUGAACUAUUAUAAUCUGUCUUGCUGUAGAAUAAAAUUACAUGUACAUACAAUCCACCAAUAUAUUAUUUGGAACAACAAAAAAAAUAUAA